AUGGAUGCAGCAAUUGAUCUUUCAGAUGCUUCUAAAGCUCUCGAUUUGGCUAAUAUUCGUUUUCAACUUAUCCGUCUCGAAGACACCAUAACCUUCCACCUAAUCGAACGGGUCCAAUUCCCCCUCAACCCCACCAUCUACAUCCCCUCCGCGCUACCCCUCCCCAACACCACGCUCUCCUUCCUCGACUGGCUCUUACACUCCCGCGAAACCCUCGACUCCCUAAUCCGCCGCUUCCAAUCCCCCGACGAAUAUCCCUUCUUCCCGGACGCCCUCAAACCACCCAUCCUCCAACCGCUGCACUACCCCACCAUCCUGCACCCCAACACCGUCAACGUCAACGCCCAGAUCAAAGACCACUACAUCAACACCUUCCUGCCCAAAGCCUGUCUGCAAACCGGACGCUCCGACCGCGGCGAGCGCGAGGAAAACUACGGCUCCGCCGCAACCUGCGAUAUCAACUGUCUGCAAGCCCUCUCCCGACGCAUCCACUUUGGCAAGUUCGUCGCAGAGUCCAAGUUCCGCGCAGAGGAAGAAGCAUUCACGAAGAUGAUCCUUGCGGGCGAUCGCGAGGGGCUGGGCCGCGCUAUCACGAAUGAGAAAGUGGAGUUGCAGGUGCUCGAGAGGUUGAGAUUAAAGGCGCGCACGUACGGUACCGACCCGAGCUUGAAUAAAGGGAAUGCGAAGGGAGAGGAGCCGCAGGGGAAGAUUAAUGUAGAGGCCGUAGAGGGCUUGUAUAGAGAUUUUGUCAUCCCGUUGACCAAGGUCGUAGAGGUGGAGUAUUUGAUGCAGAGAUUGGAGAAGAAGGAAUAG
Messenger RNA from Botrytis byssoidea, 813 nucleotides. RefSeq lists its product as uncharacterized. Bases 1 to 813 code for a protein of 270 amino acids. Gene Ontology annotation, biological process: chorismate metabolic process; aromatic amino acid biosynthetic process. Gene Ontology annotation, molecular function: chorismate mutase activity. The transcript is spliced from 2 exons. NCBI's taxonomy places the organism in Eukaryota, Fungi, Ascomycota, Leotiomycetes, Helotiales, Sclerotiniaceae. The record is from RefSeq and is a predicted model, not a curated record. Gene Ontology annotation, cellular component: cytoplasm.